AUGGAUCUGGGCCCACUGCCUCAGGGCUGGGACCAAGGGUUCACACCUGAAGGAGAAGUUUACUUCAUUGACCACAUAAAUAAGAGGACAAGUUGGGUCGAUCCAAGAACCACUAAUCUUGCUACUGGUCAGUUGUGUGCGUUUAUAUGA
This is a messenger RNA of Helobdella robusta, 150 nucleotides long. RefSeq lists its product as hypothetical. Gene Ontology annotation, biological process: hippo signaling; positive regulation of transcription by RNA polymerase II. The transcript has a single exon. Gene Ontology annotation, molecular function: transcription coactivator activity; protein binding. Gene Ontology annotation, cellular component: nucleus; cytoplasm. NCBI's taxonomy places the organism in Eukaryota, Metazoa, Annelida, Clitellata, Rhynchobdellida, Glossiphoniidae. The coding region runs from base 1 to 150 and encodes 49 amino acids. The record is from RefSeq and is a predicted model, not a curated record.